Messenger RNA from Neomonachus schauinslandi (Hawaiian monk seal), 228 nucleotides. RefSeq names its product cytochrome c oxidase subunit 6C. The transcript has a single exon. Gene Ontology annotation, biological process: mitochondrial electron transport, cytochrome c to oxygen. NCBI's taxonomy places the organism in Eukaryota, Metazoa, Chordata, Mammalia, Carnivora, Phocidae. The record is from RefSeq and is a predicted model, not a curated record.
AUGACUUCCAGUGCUUUGAUGAAACCUCAGAUGUGAGGCCCUCUGGCCAAGUGAUUGUGAUUUCAUACUGUUGGAGUGUUUGCUGUAUCCCUGGGGGUUGCAGCUUUCUAUAAGUUUGCUGUGGCUAAACCAAGAAAGAAGGCAUAUGCAGAUUUCUACAGAAAUUAUGAUUCCAUGAAAGAUUUUGAGGAGAUGAAGAAGGCUGGUAUCUUUCAGAGUGCCAAGUGA